UAUUAAAAUUAUUGCGUUUCAAUAUGUUAUAUAUUAUUUUAACUUAUUCGAAAAUGCGACCAAUCGUGUCUUUCUUCGUCAUACGUGAUUGGUCACGAAAGAUAAAGCGUAAUAAAAGAGGUUUAUCGAGUGUCGAGUGAAGCCGAAGUCUCAAGGAUGGAACCGACGCACGACGAAUCGACAACCACUCAAACCGCUUCGAUGCAAGUGAUACUCGUGGAUAGUCGCGAACUCUUGCAACAUAUUCUGUAGAAAAUAUCCAAUUGUUAAAAGAAAUAGAUCUGAGAUCGUACAAAGAUAUCAAACAUGUCCAGACAAGGAGAUAGAGGUUUUGAUCCUUUUGAACCAUCAACUAGUAGUGGAUAUCGAAAGAAACCUUACUCUAGAUCAGAAUCAGAAUAUUCAGUAAAAGGAGUAGUAAAGGAUGUCAGCCAGAAAGGUGAUGCAAGUACCUCUACAUAUUCACAACAAUCUACUACUGAACCAGUAAAAAUUAAGUCAGAGAGUGGAGAUGUCGCAUCGACAAAAGAAACACGUGGUCGACGCAGGAUGGAAACUAUUUUUGUUACCAGGCCAGCUACUUUAGUAACUAAAAAAGGAACGUCUGGAAGACAUAUAGUAUUGCAAACAAAUCACUUUAGAGUGCCUACUGUACCUGAUUGGUGCCUUUAUAAAUAUCGAGUUGAUUUUGAACCGGAAGAAACUCGUACAUAUAUUCGGAAAGGUUUGCUUAGACUUCAUAAAGAAAAAGUUGGUGCAUAUAUCUUUGAUGGUACUAUCUUAUACUCAAGCUGCCGUUUACCAGAUAAAGUGGAAUUGGUAUCAACUAGACAAUCCGAUGAUGCACCUGUUAAAAUUAUUAUACGUUUAGUUGGAGACAUGACGCGGGAUGAUCCGCAUUAUAUACAAUUUUUUAAUAUAAUAAUGAGAAAAUGUCUAGAGCAUUUAAAAUUGCAAAUGGUUGGCCGUGAUUAUUAUGACGCACUUAACAAGGUUGCCAUACAUCAAUUUAGACUAGAAUUAUGGCCUGGCUACAUUACAUCCAUCAGACAAUAUGAGCGCGACAUUCUAAUGUGCGCCGAAAUAACGCAUAAAGUAAUGCGUCAAGAAACUUUGCUAGAUAUAUUAAGUGAUUGCUACAGACGUGGUCAAGAUUAUAGGAAAGAAUUUUGCAACAAUGUGAUUGGAAUCACUGCACUUACGGAUUAUAAUAAUAACACAUAUCGUAUCGAAGAUGUUGAUUUUGACACAAGCCCUUCAUCAACAUUUUCUAUGAAGUCUGGUGAGAGUAUAUCUUAUCAAGAAUAUUACAAGAGGAAAUACAAUAUUGAUAUAACAAAUGCCACGCAACCAAUGUUGGUGACAAGAUCAAAACCAAAAGUAAGAACUGCUGGUCAAGGAGAUUUGGUUUAUCUAGUUCCUGAAUUAUGCCGUGCUACAGGUUUAACUGAUAAUAUGAGAGAAAAUUUUCAUCUUAUGAAAGCAUUAGCUACAUAUACUCGUGUCUCUCCUGAAUCUCGGAUUGAUAAACUGAUGAGAUUUAAUGGCAGACUUCGUCAAGAGACAAAAGUUUUAGAAGAAUUUAAUGACUGGAAUAUGAAAUUAGAUAGAAAUUUACUUGAAGUUCCUGCUCGUACAUUACCUUGUGAAAAACUUGUAUUUGCUAAUAAUUAUAAGAUUACCUGUGAAAGAGGAGAUUGGACAAGACUAAUGCAAAAAGCACGUUUAAUCAACUCUAUCCAUUUGAGAAAUUGGGUAUUAAUUGGAAAUCACAGAGACUAUGAUGCUGUAAAGAAAUUUUUGAACAACCUAAGUACAGUGUCAUAUGGAAUAUCAUUCCGAUUUGAACAACCACAGAUGCAUUGGUUGCGCGAUGAUAAGUCGAGCGUGUAUGCCGAGACUCUCGAGCAUAUCCUUAGCAGGAAUACACCAGAUUUAAUAUUGUGCAUAGUGAGCAAUAAUCGGAGUGAUCGUUAUGCAGCAAUUAAGAAGAAGUGUUGUGUAGAUAGACCUGUACCAUCGCAGGUUAUUUUACAAAAAAACUUAAAUGGAAGAAAUGCUAUGACUAUUGCCACAAAAGUAGCAAUACAGAUGAACUGUAAAUUAGGUGGCGCACCUUGGCAUAUUGAAUGCCCAUUAAAAGGAUUAAUGACAAUUGGUUUUGAUAUAUGUCAUGAUUCGAAUACCAAAGGCAGAGAUUUUCUGGCUAUGGUGGCAACUGUCGAUCAAGCGCUAACGCGAUACUAUAGCUCUAUUACUUUAUAUCACAGCAGCGAGGAGCUUGUGGAGCAACUCUGUACAAGUGUAUGCAAAGCUAUACAAGCUUAUCGCGCUCAAAAUAAGGCUUUACCCAGAUAUCUUGUAAUUUAUCGCGAUGGCGUCAGUGAUGGUCAAAUACCGCAUGUUUAUGAGAAUGAAGUAGAAAGUCUGAAAAAGAAACUUGAAGAAGUAUAUUAUGGUCCAAAUUUCAAGAUGAUAUUUAUAAUUGUGUCUAAACGAGUUAACGUUCGACUUUUCCAUAACAGAACGAAUCCUCCGAUUGGUACAAUCGUUGAUGAUGUUAUAACUAGUCCGUUUAAAUACGAUUUCUUUCUUGUAUCGCAAAGUGUUAGACAAGGCACAGUUUCGCCAACCUCGUACAAUAUUAUUUCAGAUAAUACCGGCUUAGACCCAGAAAUGAUACAAAACUUGACUUAUAAAUUAACUCACAUGUAUUACAAUUGUUCAAGUACCGUUCGUGUACCGGCACCUUGUCAUUAUGCGCAAAAGCUAUCGUUCUUAGUAGGACGAUUUCUCCACCGACCUCCAAGUACGCAGCUGGAAAACAAGCUGUAUUUCUUGUGAUAUAACAAAUAUCUCUUCAUAAUGAUUUGACUUAGUAUAUUAUUUUAAAUAAUUAAGAAGAUCGUUAAUUGUGUUCAUUUUAUUUUUUUAUGUCCUAAAGUUAUUUGAUGUGGAUUACUAUUAGAUUAUAUAUUACUAUAAGAUUUUCUAUAUAACUUGUUACUAUAUGAUGCCAAAAACUAUUCCAUAUAAAUUACCAAUAUUUGAUCUAUUAUAAAUGAUUAGAUAAUUAAAUGCGGUACUAAACACAAUGCUAUUGUAUAAGAUAAUACAAUUUUUUUUUUAACAUCUAUUUAAUAUUAUAUGAAUAUUAAAAUAAUUACUAUUAAUUUAAAUGUUUAAUGUAAUAACCAAAUAUAGCCAAGUAAUUUUUUUUAAGUGCUCACAGUUAAACAGUAAUAUGAUGACUGGUAUGUAUGAUAAUUUUCAACAUUUUCAAUUUUAUUUAAAGAAUAGACAUUUUUAUUUUUACACACCAUAUAUAUAUAUAUAUAUAUAUAUAUAUUUUUUUUCUUUUUUUCUUGAAAGCAUACCAUGUAUUUUUAAAAUAUAUGACCGUAUAUAAGAACAUGUAGAUGUGUUAAUGUUAAUAUAUGUAAUAUAUGGCUAUAAGGAAAUAGUUAAACAAUUGACAUUUUUUCAUGGUUUAGAAAAACAAAGAAUAAAUAUUAAUUAAAUUAACUUAAUCUAAGUAUGUGCCAUUUAUCUUAGUUUUAUGCAGUCAAAUGAUUAUUCUAAAUUUAAGGUACAAAAUUGUUGAUAUCUGUAUGAAUACUUUGGCUAUUUAUUAAUAUACUCUUCACUUAUUUUAUGUUGAUGUUUACAAUAAUACUAUUUUUAUAAUAUUCAUUUCAUUGAUGAUUGAUGUAUAUGAGCUGAAUAGGUAUAUUAUUAUUUUAUACGUGUAAUGUACAUCUUAUACAAUGCAGUGUAUACACAUUUAUGUAUGAUUAAUACAUUUAUAAGAAUGCACAUAUGAGUGAAGAAAGUGUGAAAGAAUGCGAUUAUAAAUCCAUUUAUGUAUAAAUAAACAAAAAAUGUAUAUCAAAUUUUAUAAUGAUAGAUAUAUUUUUGUUGUAAUCUU
Molecule: messenger RNA, 3928 nt
Organism: Cataglyphis hispanica
Lineage: Eukaryota; Metazoa; Arthropoda; Insecta; Hymenoptera; Formicidae
Product: piwi-like protein Siwi
Exons: 12
Coding region: 307-2844 (845 amino acids)
Biological process (GO): regulatory ncRNA-mediated gene silencing
Cellular component (GO): P granule
Molecular function (GO): piRNA binding; protein binding
Source: RefSeq, a predicted model, not a curated record